Messenger RNA from Pelobates cultripes (western spadefoot toad), 2267 nucleotides. Lineage: Eukaryota; Metazoa; Chordata; Amphibia; Anura; Pelobatidae. The record is from the annotation of a GenBank genome assembly.
AUGACAUCCGCAUUACAGACUAAACCCUCCCUAUAUGACGAAUGGAUGGCAAUUGUUCAAGACAUCAGGGAGGAGGAAGAGAGGCAAGGGGGGUUUGUACGGCUAUUCCCAAGGCAAGACACGUGGCAACAAUAUGGGUCUUUAUUAACAUACAAAAGCCUAAAUCACAUGCUGGCUCAACACCUUUUCAUGGAAACGACAACAGAGCCAGAAAACGGCAUCAAACAGCGUAUAGCUCUCUAUGAGAGGAUGCUGCCACCCGUGCACAGACCCAGGCCUCAAUAUCAGUUUAAACAAAAACCUGUUAAGCCGGCUGAUACAACCAAAGCAUGUCAACAGAGCUGUAGAAAAGUGAAUAAGGACUCCGAGCACGUGAGACUUCCAAAGACUUCAGACUGUCGUAGCAGCAACACAGAAAAUGGGGACCUCAGGAGCAUGAGUCCAGCUCCACCAAUAUCUAGGGUUGUGAAGUCCCGCCAUGACUCAAGUGGUGGGGCAAAGAUGCCAGCAAUCAUCAGAAAUGCAAAAACAAAAGCUCUCUACAGCAAUGGCGCAAGAGUAUUAAGACAGUUCAGUCAGUGUUCACAUAACUGAUGAAUUGUUGGAGUAGUGAUUUCCCACCUCUCCAGGUAAAUAGCCAGUAAUCAAUGUAUCUCUUAUAGAGCACCAGGUGUGCUGCCCAGCUACUUCCCUCGCCCAGGCAGACUGAUUCCUGGUGCCCAUCGCUGUGUCACAUUUUUGCAGAUAGAAGCUAUCGUAGAACCAAAAAUAGCUGUUAUUAAAAAUAAGCAGGAUAGCUUCCAAAACAAACUGCCUCUGAAUUUCUGCAUAUUGGGUGUUCUCAAGAAAGUGGUUAACAGCUCGGAGUCCGAAUUAAUUCCGUGCUUAAUUACAGUGUAUAGGGAGGAAACGUCUGCUGUGACCAAUAAAAAAUAUUUUUGCCAUUUAAAGGGACAAUGUAGGCACCCAGACCACUUCAGCUAAUCUGGGUGCUGUGACCCUUUUGCACUUAGUGCUGCAAUGUAAUACAUUGCAGUUCCAGAGAACUGCAAUGUUUACAUUACAGCUUUAAGUCUGCCCUCUUUGGCUGUCUAACAGACAGCCACUAGAGGGCUUCCGGAAUCCAAACCGACCUUUGGUCGGUUAUCUGACACUGGAUGUCCUCACGGAAUAAUGCUUUCCUAUGAGGAGGUGUAAUGUGCGCACACGGCCAUUGCUGCGCGUGCGCUUUAGGUCACCCCCGCCGGCUGAUGGCGGGGGAGGAGCAUAGGCAGAGCCUGGCCCAGCGCCGAGGGAGAUCGGCACUGGAUUCAGGUAAGUGGCUGAAGGGGUUUUAACCAGAAUUUAACCCCUUCCUCCCCCCUCAGCGCCACGGGAGUGGGACCCUGAGGGUUGGGGCACCCUCAGGGCACUUUAGUGCCAGAAAAACAAGUAUGUUUUCCUGGCACUAUAGUGGUCCUUUAACUGUACGCAGGACCUGUAAUAUGUUAGUUGUGUCUCUCAGAUAUGAAGGGCAGCUCUUAACCAACGGCUGAAGGAUAUGGUCAACAUAUUCCGACAGUCGACUUUACAGAAAGUUGAUGCCCGAGAAUAGUAGUAUUUUUUUAACACAAUAUAAAGUUUUUUUCGCUUGUGGUAGGUGCAAAGUAUGCCAAACUACAAAAUCCAAAACAUGCCAUAUUUUACAAUAUGAAGUCAAUGGCAACUGUUAUAACAUUAAAGAAUGUAUUACUUGCCCGUGCGUUCUCAAUUAUAUUGGACGUACCACUAGACCUUUACGCACAAGGUUAGCGGAGCAUGUAUAUAACAUUAAACGUAAGUUUGAGCAACAUCAAGUAUCAUUACAUUUUAGAGACCACCACAAUGCAGAUCCAUCUCUUUUGCAAUUUUAGGGCAUUCAAAAGGUGAAUCAUGAUUGGAGAUGUGGUGAUUACAUACAAAAGCUAGGACAAGCAGAGAUAAACACAUUAAUCCCAUACGUACUCAAUAAAGAUUUUGAGCUCUGUCAUUUUUUUAAACUAAAGUGUUUUAAUCUUAGAGUUUUUCAUUAUAGAUAUAUUUUCGGGUAUUUUUUCUUCUGGGUCAUUUUACUUUGGAGCUUUAUGUGCAUAUCCCCAGAAUAUACAAUUUUCAUGUAAAUUUUUUAUAAAUUUGUUAAUUUUAGUUCAUUUCCCAACUGUCCCAGCUAGCACUCUAUAUGGCACUUACUACCAAUUUAAAUAAAACUAAUCCAUGUGGGAGUCAUCCAUUGUAUGUUUACCAUAUUA